AUGCUCCCUUCGGCGGGUUACUUCAGGAGCCUCCCUUGCCCCUUCGACGCCCGCGGGUGCCGGCGGCCCCACUGCCAGUACAGACACGAGGCCCUUUGGCGCCGUCGCCGCCUUCAAGGGGAGCCGCCGGUCCCUCAGUCUUCCGCGCUGGGUCUUGAUAAAAAAAUCCAAGAAUUAGAAAUGAUCAACAAAGCAAUUCAAUCAGUCAAGACUGAAGUUGAAGAGCAGAAGAAACUAUUGUGUUAUGACUGGGUGCAAGAUUUCAAAAAUAAUGUGAUUCUUGCAACAAAUCAAAACAAAGGAAAUAAAUCUUUUUCUUAUGAAGGCGGUGCCUGUAAUAGUCCCGUAGAAGUAAAAAAUAAUGCCAUUUCAAUCUCAAAGGAAUCUAAAAGGUCCAGUAAAUAUAUUCUUGACCAUAGCUGUCCAUCUACUGAUCUUGAAUAUGACCCAUUACUCAAUUAUUCUGCAGGUCUCGGGUCUUCUUUGAAGGACGUAGAUAAAAAUGACACACACUACUCUAAACCUUUAAAAAUAUCUCAUUGUAGAGAUUUAGAAGCAUCUAUAAAAACCUUUCCGGGUGAAAAUAGAUUCAGAUCCCCAAGGAAGAGAUCAGUAAGUUCUUCACCAAUAAAACUCCAUGAAUCAGAUGAUGAUGUGCUUAUAAUAGAUGCCCCACCAGUGAAUGUAUCAAAGAAACCAAGGAUAAGCAACACCUAUAAAAAGUGGAAUAGGGAAGUAAAUGAGAUUAGUUUUGGAGCUAAUUUAGAAACACUUCAAAACUCUGGAACAUCAGAUAUUUUGAAAAAUUUAGAGGGAGAAAGAUCAGACGUCAUCACUGUUGGCCUGCAUAGUGUUAAUCAAAGUGAUGGAAAUAAAAGUAAAAUAAAAAUUUCAGCAGCAGAAAGUGCUUACUUAGCUGAUGUCAAAGCGAGUACUUUGAAUGUAGGAAACAAACUUCGGACAAAAUAUUACCCUGCUACUAAAGGCAAUAAUGUAUCUCAGAUGAAGUUUGAAAUGAACAAAGAAAUCUUGAAGGAAGAGUCAAUGAAUGUUAUUUCUGUUAAAGCAUGCAAUAUGACUGAGGAGGUUAGUAGUCAUAAAACUUUGCUGAAAAACAAAACUCAGACUAACCUAUAUUCUAGAGGCAGUACAAAAGAUAGAGUUGCAGCACUACAAGAAAGCUCUAAAAACGAUCCAGUACCUUUUGGGAAAUGGAGUAUUCAGCUGCAUGGAAAAAGCAAUGCAUUGCCUAUUACACGAAGCUGUGUUACUGUUCCAGUGAAUGAGGACACAUUUCUUGAAAAAACUGGCAGAAAUUGUACUGAUAAAACUAUGAAAAUGGAUGCCAAAGAAAAUGAGAUAAUAGUAUUAGACUCUUCUGAAGAUGACGUUGAAGAGGAUAAUGAACUUUCUGAAUCAGAUGAUACCAUGGAAGAAUGUCGGAGAAUUUUCAAUGAAUUUGUUGAACAUGAAGCACAAAAGGAAAGAUUAGCAAAGCAGCAGGCCCUUGCAGUGCUAAGAGACGUAGACUCAGAUUUGAAGACAAGUAUGCUUCCUGGACAGAAGAGAAGAAUUGCACACACUGCAAAAUUUGAUGUUAAUAUGACUAAAGAAAUACCAGUAAUUGUGCCUUUAAAAGCACCUCUUCCACAGCGGACUUGUCAUUCCAGAAUACUGCAAGCACAGCAACAAGCAACACAAAUAACAACUGCUGUUAAAAGUGGUCAAGCUUUUGUUGCUGCAACUUGCGGCCCAAAGAGAACUGCAUCUGUAAUACCAGCUACUCAGAUUCAAAGCAUGGGCCCCAUAGUUUGUUUAAAUGUGUUUGAAGUUCAGCCUGUAGGAACAAGCACUGGCCAAGUGAAUGUACUACUUCCUGGAAAUGCAUUGACAUCAGUGCCAUGUAGACUUCCCAAUUAUCCUGUAAAAAAAAAUACUCCCAUGCCAAUUAAGGCAUCAAGUCAGAGAAGGCCUCCUGUAAUUGCCGAGCUGGGAUCCAAAGUACCACAUGACACAAGGCAACGAUAUGUCAAUUUUUUUUUUGAAGAAUUCUUGAAAGUUUGUGCAACAGUCAAUGAAGCUUUGGAUAAGGCAUUGAUAGAAGAAAAAGCAAUAUAUGACCGUUGUGGUAGUAAAAAGAUAUACUUGAACAUAGCUGUGAACAAGCUUAAAAAAUUGAGGGAUCAUAGCAGUGUGCCAUCAGAUGGCCAGCCCUCAGACAAUAAACACACUACUUCAACUGGCUUUAGAAAAGAAGAAAAAAAUGAUUUUACAGGAAUUACUCUCUAUAAACUUCUAAAAGACUAUGCUUUGACUGAUGAACAGUUGAAGGAAAAUGGCUUCCCUGAACCAAAUCCUGAGAAACCUGGCAGUGCUGUACUAUGCAGUGGCACCAUAAAAGCAGCUUUAUCUGACUCUUCCAGAAGAAUUUGUUGUCGAUGCGGAGAAAUAUAUACUGUAAAUUCAUCAGGAAGACAUGUUCGGAAAGAAGAAUGCAGCUACCAUUCUGGUAGAGUAUUAAGGCAUAAAGUUCCGGGUGGUUUGGAAACACGUUACAGUUGUUGUGAAGGAGUGGUAGGAUCUCCUGGAUGCCAGGUUGCAAAGCUCCAUGUUCAUGAUGGCAGAAAAGAAAAUAUUGAUGGCUUUGUGAAGACUUUCAUCAAACCACCUCCACUUGAUGGAAAUCGUGGCGUAUUUGCGUUAGAUUGUGAAAUGUGUUAUACAACACGUGGAUUGGAACUCUCCAGAGUGACAGUAGUCGAUCCUUCACUUCAUGUCAUCUAUGACACAUUUGUUAAGCCUGAUAAUGAAAUAAUAGAUUUUAAUAAUAGGUUUUCUGGAGUGACGGCAGAAGACAUGAAGAGUACUGUAACAUCAAUUCGGGAUGUGCAGGCAAUAUUGUUAAACUUGUUUAAUGCAGACACAAUUUUAAUUGGACACAGUUUAGAGAGUGAUUUGUUUGCUCUUAAGCUGUUUCAUAAUAAGAUUGUGGAUACAUCAGUAGUUUUUCCUCAUCGUUUAGGCCUGCCUCAUAAAAGAGCACUUAGAAAUCUCAUGGCUGAUUAUCUCCAAAGAAUUAUUCAAGAUGAUGUUGGUGGUCAUGACUGUAGUGAAGAUGCAGCUGCUUGUAUGGAACUUAUGCUUUGGAAAGUAAAAGAGGAUACUAAAGGCAGAAGAUAUUAAUGCUUUGCAGCAACAGCCUUCCUUCAUCAUUGCCUAGUGAAAGACAGUUUUCUGC
Lacerta agilis (Sand lizard) is the source of this 3238-nucleotide messenger RNA. RefSeq names its product RNA exonuclease 1 homolog. The record is from RefSeq and is a predicted model, not a curated record. The transcript is spliced from 16 exons. Gene Ontology annotation, molecular function: exonuclease activity; nucleic acid binding. The coding region runs from base 1 to 3183 and encodes 1060 amino acids. NCBI's taxonomy places the organism in Eukaryota, Metazoa, Chordata, Lepidosauria, Squamata, Lacertidae. Gene Ontology annotation, cellular component: nucleus.